This is a messenger RNA of Zygosaccharomyces rouxii, 417 nucleotides long. RefSeq names its product RNA-binding signal recognition particle subunit SRP14 (gene SRP14). Gene Ontology annotation, cellular component: signal recognition particle, endoplasmic reticulum targeting. The coding region runs from base 1 to 417 and encodes 138 amino acids. The record is from RefSeq and is a predicted model, not a curated record. Gene Ontology annotation, molecular function: 7S RNA binding; endoplasmic reticulum signal sequence receptor activity. The transcript has a single exon. NCBI's taxonomy places the organism in Eukaryota, Fungi, Ascomycota, Saccharomycetes, Saccharomycetales, Saccharomycetaceae. Gene Ontology annotation, biological process: SRP-dependent cotranslational protein targeting to membrane.
AUGGUCGAUGGAGGACACUUGGAAAACGAGGAAUUCCUCGUGAAGGUACCACAAUUCUUCCACAUAGCGAAUGAAAAGCAUAUAACAGUACGUCUAUCAACAAAGAGAUUGGUUAAGCAUGAUAGUGUAGAGGGAAAUGCAGAAUUUGACGCAGUUAAUAGGCCGCACUAUGAUGUAUCCCAAAAAUCUCAAAAUUUAAAAAUUGAUGAUAACUCCAAAGAUGUAUACCAGUUGCUAGUGAGAAUGUCAUACGGAUCUAAGGCACAAAAGACUAAAUGCUCCACAGUUGUUGACUCUAAUAAUUUAGAUAAAUUUUGGCAAGAUUAUUCAAACGCUGUUAAAAAUGGUAUGAGCGGAUUGAUCAAAAAGAAGAAGAAGAAGAGUAAGGCAAAGAAUGGUAAAACCCAUAAGAAAUAA